CACCCCCGGCCAGCCGCACGUCCGGCGGCAGCUCAGGCGGGCUUGGGCGCCCAGCCGGCCCCCGCCCCUCCUCCGGGAGGGCGGGCGAGCGGCUGCGGGGCGGGGCGCGGGCUCGCUCGGCCUCCUGGUGGCGCCGCGGCCCUUGCACUCCGGCCGGGCUCGGGCUGCAACGGGAGCGGGACCCGGGAGGCGGCGACGUAGCUGGGACAGUGAAGCAUGGAGCUGUAUUUCGGUGAAUACCAACAUGUGCAGCAGGAAUAUGGCGUCCACCUAAGACUCGCAAGUGAUGAGACCAAAAAGUCGAGGAAUUCCCAGCACUCCAAGGCAGGUUCCUAUGGGGUCAGUAUUAGGGUCCAGGGAAUCGACGGCCAUCCCUACAUAGUUCUGAACAACACAGAGAGGUGUCUUGCAGACACAUCCUUUCCUGAAAAUGGGCCAUCGUUUCCACCUCCACUGAUAAAUCACCUGACCCCCCAUUCCAGCAAUGGGAGUGUGCUAAAGGAAAACAGCACAGAAGAGUUGCAGCUCCCAGAAAACCCAUAUGCCCAAACCAGCCCAAUAAGAAACCUGAAACAGCCCUCUUUCCAUGAGGGCAAGAACGGAGUUCUAGAACACAAAGAUGGGCCCAUGAAGCCUUCCCACGUGCUGAACUUUCAAAGGCAUCCAGAGCUUUUACAGCCCUAUGACCCUGAAAAGAAUGAGUUGAACUUACAAAAUCACCAACCCCCUGAAAGUAAUUGGCUAAAAAAUUUAACAGAAGAAGACACCAACAAUAAGAAGGGUUGGACUUGCUUUCCCAAACCUGGCCAUUCCCAGCCUAUCAACCCUCCCUUGGAAUCUAGUGUGACAGCCAUUCGUCUGUGCAGCUCCGUGGUCAUUGAAGACCCCAAAAAGCAGACCUCAGUGUGUGUGAAUGUUCAGAGCUGCACCAAGGAGAGGGUGGGAGACGAGGCUCUUGCCCCGAAGGGGGGGUGCCUAGCUGCCCACAGCCCACACGCCCACCCUGAAACCAAGAAGACCAGGCCAGAUGUUCUUCCUUUCCGGCGACAAGAUUCAGCGGGACCAGUCCUGGAUGGAGGUCGGUCACGGAGGUCCUCCUCGUCAUCCACAACUCCCACUUCAGCCACCUCUUUGUACAGAUUUUUACUUGAUGAUCAGGAAUGUGCCAUCCAUGCAGACAACGUCAAUCGUCAUGAAAAUAGAAGGUACAUCCCCUUCUUGCCAGGAACUGGGAGGGAUAUUGAUACGGGAUCCAUUCCUGGUGUGGAUCAGUUAAUUGAAAAGUUUGAUCAAAAACCUGGGCUUCAGAGAAGAGGAAGAUCUGGAAAACGAAACAGAAUCAACCCAGAUGACAGGAAAAGAUCCCGCAGCGUGGAUAGUGCCUUUCCUUUUGGUCUUCAGGGGAACUCGGAGUAUCUAACUGAAUUUAGUAGGAACUUGGGCAAGUCCAGUGAACACCUCCUCCGGCCCUCCCAGGUGUGCCCGCAGAGGCCACUGUCUCAAGAACACCGAGGGAAGCAAAGUGUGGGCCGUACCUUUGCCAAACUGCAGGGAGCCACACGAGGCACUCAGAGCUCCCUCCCCAGGUCUCAGCAGAACAAAGAUGGGAAAGUGGCUGAAAACAAAGGAAGUCAGGAAAGCAUGGUGAUUCCUGUGUCCUCCCUUCCAGCACAGAGUAAAAAGGAAGAAGAAAUAAAAACAGCCACUGCUACCUUGAUGUUACAGAACCGGGUGGUGCCAACCUCACCUGAUUCUGGUGCCAAGAAAAUUUCUGUGAAGACGUUUUCUUCCAACUCAAACACUCAGGCCACACCGGACCUCCUAAAGGGCCAGCAAGAGCUCACUCAACAAAGCAACGAGGAGACGGCCAAGCAGAUUCUUUACAAUUACCUCAAAGAAGGAAGCACCGACAACGAGGAUGCUACCAAAAGGAAAGUCAACUUGGUCUUUGAGAAAAUCCAGACCUUAAAGUCGCGAGCAGCAGGGAGUGCACAAGGAAAUAAUCAAGCUUCUAACUCAUCAUCUGAAGUCAAAGAUCUGUUGGAACAGAAAAACAAGUUGACCUUAGAAGUGGCUGAACUUCAGAGGCAGCUUCAAUUAGAGGUCAAGAAUCAACAGAACAUCAAAGAAGAGAGAGAAAGGAUGAGGGCAGACUUGGAAGAGCUGCAAAACCAAUGUGACAGUAAGGUGGAAGAGAACUCCGUGUUGCAGCAGCGACUGGAAGAAAGUGAAGGGGAGCUCCGGAAGAACCUGGAGGAGCUCUUCCAGGUGAAGAUGGAACGAGAACAGCACCAGACGGAGAUCAGGGACCUCCAGGACCAGCUCUCAGAAAUGCACGACGAGCUCGACAGUGCUAAGCAGUCUGAAGACAGGGAGAAGGGGGCGCUGAUAGAGGAGCUGCUCCAGGCAAAACAGGAUCUUCAAGAUUUGCUAAUCGCCAAAGAGGAGCAGGAAGACCUCUUGAGAAAGAGGGAGCGAGAACUCACGGCCCUAAAGGGUGCUCUUAAAGAAGAGGUUUCCAGCCAUGACCAGGAGAUGGACAAGCUGAAGGAACAAUAUGAUGCUGAACUGCAGGCCCUGAGGGAGAGCGUGGAAGAAGCAACAAAGAAUGUUGAGGUCCUGGCCAGCCGGAGCAAUGCUUCAGAGCAAAACCAGGUGGGAGCUGCCAACCGCGAAAAGGCUUUAAAGGAGGAGAACGAGAAGCUGCGGGUAAGAAUUGGAGAGCUGGAGCGGAGAAUGGCUCAGCUGCAGAGGCAGAUCGAGGAUGUGAAGGGUGAUGAAGCCCAAGUGAAGGAAACACUCAAGAAGUGCCAGGGUGAAAUGCAGCAGCUGGAGAAGGCCCUUGUGUGUGCCAAAAAGGAAGAAAAAGAAGCCACGUCAGCCAGAAGGGUCCUAGAGAGUGAGCUAGCAGAUGCUCAGAGAGAUCUCAGUCAGAUGACCCAGAAGCAGAAGCAUCUGUCUGAGAAGCUACAAGAUGAGACUGAGCAGAAGGAACAGUUGAGAAAGCAGAAGAACGAGAUGGAGAAGGAGCGCUGGCACCUUGACCAGACCAUCGAGAAACUGCAGAAGGAGAUGGCGGACAUUGUUGAGGCAUCCCGCACAUCAACGCUGGAACUCCAGAACCAGCUGGAUGAGUAUAAGGAGAAAAAUCGCAGGGACCUUGCAGAAAUGCAAAGGCAGUUGAAGGAGAAAACCCUAGAGGCAGAAAAGUCCCGACUGGCGACCAUGAAAAUGCAGGAUGAGAUGCGAUCCAUGGAGGAAGAGUUACGGGACUACCAGCGAGCUCAGGACGAAGCACUCACGAAAAGACAGCUUCUGGAGCAGACACUGAAGGACCUGGAGUAUGAGCUGGAGGCCAAGAGUCACCUCAAAGAUGACCGCAGCAGACUUCUCAAGCAGAUGGAGGACAAGGUGUCCCAACUGGAGAUGGAACUAGAAGAAGAAAGAAACAACUCGGAUUUGCUGUCUGAGAGAAUCACUCGGAGCAGGGAACAGAUGGAGCAGAUGAGGAAUGAGCUACUUCAGGAGAGAGCUGUGAGGCAAGACUUGGAGUGUGACAAGAUUUCCCUGGAGAGACAGAACAAGGACUUAAAGAGUCGGAUUAUCCACCUGGAAGGUUCCUACAGGUCCAGUAAAGAAGGGCUGGUGGUACAGAUGGAGGCCAGGAUUGCAGAGCUGGAAGACCGUCUGGAGAGUGAGGAGAGGGACCGGGCCAGCCUACAGCUCAGCAACCGAAGGCUGGAGCGGAAAGUGAAGGAGCUGGUGAUGCAGGUGGACGAUGAGCACCUGUCACUGACUGAUCAGAAGGACCAGCUGAGCCUGCGCUUGAAAGCAAUGAAGCGACAGGUAGAGGAGGCUGAGGAGGAAAUCGACAGACUGGAAAGUUCCAAGAAGAAGCUGCAGAGGGAGUUGGAGGAGCAGAUAGAUGUGAAUGAGCAGCUGCAGGGGCAGCUCAAUGCCAUGAAGAAGGACUUAAGCAGACUUAAGAAGCUGCCCAGUAAAGUGCUGGACGACAUGGAUGAUGACGACGACCUCAGCACCGACGGGGGAAGCCUCUAUGAGGCGCCACUGAGCUACUCCCUUCCCAAGGACGGCAGCACCGCCAGCCAGAUCUGAGUCCACUUCCGGGGCUGAAGUGGCCUAUCCUCCUAAUGGACACUGCAGCCGUCCAAAGCAGAAGGGAGUGUGUCUCCAAUGAGACCUGCCUCCUCUUCUCACGGCACACCGGUUCCUCGACCUUACAUUCCUCCCUAGGGUCUUUCCAUGGUCCAGUGGCGCUUGGAUCUUACGGAGCUAUUGCAGUUUAAAAUGAGGAAUAGGAGCCAGCACCACUGGGGCAUUUUCAAAAUUAUAAUCCGGUAGGCUGAAGGCCCUGAUCUGCACAGCCAUUUGCCAUGGCCACUUUCAUUGGCUGCUUCUGCCCUCCUCUCCCCUGCCAAGAGAAAGGGCCUGAAGUGCGAGUUAUUGUUAACAGUCACUGUGCAGAUGAGGAAGUGAUAUGUAGGCUGUACAUAUUUUAACCAGACCUUCUCACAGACUACUGCUGUUCCGUUUUGGAAUAUGUCAGAGCCUUUGUAGGGUGGCUUGUUUGUGAAGUUCACACACUAUAUUGAAUAUUCUUUCUUAAAAUAUGAAGCUACUAGAUUUUAAGUAUUAAAGAGUAGAGAGAGGAGGUAGAAGGAAGACCACUUUUAAAAUCAGUUGGACAAAAGGAAUUGACAUAGUGACAAUGGAUAAUCAGUACUGGGAGUCAGUAUUCAGGUGAUCUGGGUAAAGAGCUUACUGACAGAAGGUCACAUACUAUAGGCUGUAUCUAUGGCCUUGGCUGCUUAUUUUAUCUAAAAUCAUAAUUUCUGAACCAUGCUAAGAUCAGUUCCCAGUUGCCACUUUCUUUAAUACAGGUGGGGAGGGGAGACUUGUAUGCAGGGUUUUUAACAAGUGGUGUGUUUUCUGUAAGGAGGGGGGCCCACUGUCAUGUCUCAGUGGUCCAUUCCUCCCUCCCCCUACAGCAGGCCUCCCUGCUAUGCUCUGGGGCCUGGGAUGGAAAAGAUAGCAGAGCACAGGUGGACAGGGUUCAUGGGCUUAAGUGAGAGGACGAGGCAGGAGACAUCCAGUGAAGUCAUGGAGGAAGGGAGAGAUGGGUUGUGGGUGUGGGGUUAGUGUGAGGAAGACAGAAGUUCUUGAAAGCUGGGGUAUGUGUAGAUAAGAGGUAGGUGGAACUGGAGCUAGGUGACGUCAAGGAGGGAGGAAAAUAUGGCAUGAUAUGCAAACUGGAGGGGUCCUUCCAACCUCCAGCAAGCAGUGACAGGGAAUGGGUGAGGUCUGGGGCAAGUCACAGAGCCCACUCAGCAGGGUUCAGAGUGAUGGGCCCAGUUGAAGGUUGAGGGUCUGGAGCCAGAAAGCCAAGCCCUUCACCUGCUCCAGGGUCACUGUCCCCUCACCAUGGCUGGAGGUGGUUCUUGCCUCUAUUUAUUCUCUGGGUGUGGACAGAUUCCUCCUUUUAGCCAUUCACCCAUUUAGCAAACACAUCCUGGGCACCUGUGAUACAUAGGUACAGUCCUUGGCCCUGGGACCCCAGCAGUGACUAGAACUCCUCCCUUCCUGGAGCUAGGGGAAGGGGGCAAUAGGCAACCAUCAAACUGACACAGGGCUGAGCACCUCUGUGCCCAGCCCCAGAUCCUUCUAUCUUCUUGGGGAUGCAGCAGGUCUGAUCACACUCAGAGUGGUCUUCCUUUCUCAGCUGCUUCUGCCAUUAUUAUACAUUUGCCAAUGAGCCUGCCUAGAAAUGCCUCUGCCUACUCCAAACUCCAAUCAGCAUCUGAUUUGUCCUCAUUCUGGUAAUUCUUUCUGUUAGCUAUAGGGCUGGCUACAAGAAGUAAAAGUGCCCCCGAAGAGAAGAGAAGCCAUCAUUCAAAACACACCCUGAAAAGAGACCUCUAAGCAUGUUAACAAUUGCAUGCUCCUAUGCUGUAAUGGAGUUGGCAUGUAGUGUAGCAGGCUGGGAAGCUACUGGAGGGGAUUGACUGGACUGAGAUUUAGGGAGGUUUUUUUUCCCCUAAGUUCCAGCUCAUCUCAUUACCCAUGACCUUGACAGGGUCCUGGGACAAGAUGAGGAUUAGAAAGGUCCUUCCCAGUGUGAAUAUGCUAUCAUUCUUUGAUUUUAUUAUAUAUAUAUAUUUUUUUGUUUGUUUGUCUAUUGCUUUAAGAACUAACCCUGCUCAAGAGUUUUCUUUAGCUAGCUUAAAGAAAAUAUUUUAUGUAAAAGGAAAUAUGUGGUCAAAUGCAAUGUUGAGACAAUCACCAUAUAUCUAUUUUAUUUUUCCCUGCUUUGAAGGGUCGCUCUAUCGUGCUGAUUGGCUUAUUCUGUUGGUUUUUUGCUUUCGGGUAUGGUUUGGUUCCUUUUGGUUGUCAUGGGGAAGAGAUGUUCUUAUUGUGGCUACCUCCAUGUAAGUGAAUUCCUGGAUAAAAUAAGAUUUCCUUUUCAAUAAACAGUGUCAUCCAAUGGGAA
This is a messenger RNA of Sciurus carolinensis (gray squirrel), 6508 nucleotides long. RefSeq names its product cingulin like 1 (gene Cgnl1). The transcript is spliced from 19 exons. Bases 217 to 4116 code for a protein of 1299 amino acids. Gene Ontology annotation, cellular component: myosin complex. The record is from RefSeq and is a predicted model, not a curated record. Lineage: Eukaryota; Metazoa; Chordata; Mammalia; Rodentia; Sciuridae.